AUGACCAAAUACGACAUGCAGACCCUCCUGGCAGCGAAGCCCAAUGCCCACAUAGAUCUGGGCAGGUUCAGCGACCAGGCUUUCAAUAAUAACCUGGUCCGCUCCAAUGUCCUGUCCGAGCAGCCUGUCAGCAGACCAAGAAAUCUGUCGGGCCAUUCACGUCGCACUGCAAUGGCCUCUUUGGCAUUGAACACACAGAAUACCUCACGCCAGCCAGAUUAUCAUACCGUAUCAUCCAAUUCCCAGUUUGAUGAUGCGUUUGUGCGAUUCGUUGAGCAACACACGUCCCCAAAGCCGCAGCGUGUCACUGCCGGUGGCCGCAUUGUACCCAUGAACCCUUGGGACUCUCCUCCCAAGUGGAGUCUGCCGUUGAGCUCAAGGGGUGCCAGCGCUGCGAACAGCGAGGCCUCGAAAACCGCUAGUUCGGCCGCGAAAAUCGAGGCCAAGUCGAUAUCCGAAAAUCAGCCAAGACAGCAUCAGGCGGCCAACGCUGAGAGCAAGGUUCCAAAGAUGGCCCCCUUGCCAGCAGAUGCUGCUAAUGCUCCAUGUUUCCGACCUCUCGGCAGCACACCCAGCCCGUUUCAGUAUGCCAACGUUCCCUUGGCUACUCAACAAGUCCAAGGAGCUGGAUUACCUUCCGAUUCAGCUCUUGGAAUAGGUGGGGAUAACUUUUUGAAUGCUUUUGCUCCGUCGCAAACCCCAGCGCAACUGAUUGGUCCGCAAACUGGAUUUCCAUUCCAGACACAGCCAGCUUCCACAGCUACCUCAAGCUUACUGGGCUGGAAUGGCCUCAAUGGCCUAAAUGUAGUAUCGCCUGCACCAUUUAGUCCCUAUCAGCAUAGCUAUGCCGCAAGUCCUCCUACGGUCAGUGCUCAGUGGCCUCAGCUACCACAGCUGGCCCCGUUACCACAGGUUCAGCAGGUUCCGCUGGCUCCGCAGUUGCAUCAACUACCCCAAGCAUCUCCUGCUAUUCGCAACCAGGCACCUACACCCAAUCAGCAAUUCGUUCCGUCUCAUUUUCAAGAUGUUAUAUAUCAGAAAUCACUGGAGGAUGCUACCAAGCAGUAUGAUGGGCUCUCUGCGCAGCUCUCCCAGAUCGACAGGUUCACCGCGAUGCAUUCUUGGGUCAUCGAACCGGAAACGAAAAAGCUCCUCGUUGAACAGCGAAAAAGCUUGGUGCGCGAACUUGAUACGGUGAGGCUCUAUAAAGAGCACUUGCAGGUUCUGUUUGGUAAAAGCCAAAUGAACGGCACUCUGAGACCUCAGCAAGAGCCCAUUACAAUUCCAGUCACUCCCCCACGGAAUGAGGCAUGGGGGACGCCUACAAAAUCUAAGUCGAGAUCAUUAUCACCAACCGUCCGCAACCUCUACCGCACGAUCGAAGAGACUGACGAACGCGGUGAGCCUAUCGAUGGGUUACUCUGUGCUUUGUCAGGCGCGUCUAAAGGGCUCGCGAAGAGGUUGAGUGAAGAACGUAGAAAGUCACUGGGCGUAUCGAUUAGGGAACCCCCACGGGAGGUAUCUAGCACGUUUAUCAAGGCGAGGGACUCGAGAGAAGAGUCCCUGCAUGAGGCACCAGAAAAAGUUGAAUACGCCCAACCCGUGCAAGUUUCCAGGAGACUUUGGCAAUCGGAUCCCCAUCCACACUCGCCGCUGCUUUCUCAAUGUUUCAACAGGGACUGGAGCCCAGUUCUGCAGAAGUCAGCCGCCCCGGCCGUGUCUCAAAAUGUUACAGCUCACGCAUUUCUGCCCUCUUUCGACGGCGCGGGAAAGGUAGCCGACGGCUUCGAACUGAUCUAA
This is a messenger RNA of Aspergillus puulaauensis, 1800 nucleotides long. RefSeq lists its product as uncharacterized. The transcript has 3 exons. NCBI's taxonomy places the organism in Eukaryota, Fungi, Ascomycota, Eurotiomycetes, Eurotiales, Aspergillaceae. The record is from RefSeq and is a predicted model, not a curated record. Bases 1 to 1800 code for a protein of 599 amino acids.